Molecule: messenger RNA, 2288 nt
Organism: Setaria italica (foxtail millet)
Lineage: Eukaryota; Viridiplantae; Streptophyta; Magnoliopsida; Poales; Poaceae
Product: L-type lectin-domain containing receptor kinase IV.3
Exons: 2
Coding region: 95-2116 (673 amino acids)
Biological process (GO): protein phosphorylation
Cellular component (GO): plasma membrane
Molecular function (GO): protein kinase activity; carbohydrate binding; ATP binding
Source: RefSeq, a predicted model, not a curated record
GGAAGCACAAAUUAAAACCUGAACUUGGUAGUACAGUUGAGCCAGAGAUGCAUUAGUCGUCACCUCUGUCCUCUGGAACCGAGUGUAGUAAGCUAUGAUCCCCUUCUUCUUGCAUUGCUUUCUUCUCUUUUUCUUCUUCCCUGGCUCCGGUGCUGAGGAAUUUGUAUACAAUGGAUUCGCAAACGCUAAUCUAAGCUUUGAAGGUGAAGCUUCUAUUGAUGAGCGUGGUCGCCUGGGACUAACAACUGGUCUUGACAUAGUCGGAGUCGGCCAUGCUUUCUACAGAUACCCUAUAAGCUUCAGAAAGACCCCCAGCGAUCCUGCCAUGCACUCCUUUACGACAUCGUUCUUGUUCGAGAUGACAUCUUUGUAUGAACAUUAUGGUUCUACUCCAGGAAGUGAUGGGGUUGCCUUUGUGAUUUCUUCCACCAAUAAGUUCUUGAACGACUCCUUAUUACCAGGUCCGUACCUAGGCCUCUUCAAUAUGUCAAAUAGGAGCAGCGCUUCCAGGAAUAUACUCGCCAUUGAGCUUGGUACCAUCAUGAAUCCUAAGUUGAACGACAUAGACGAUAACCAUGUUGCGAUCAAUAUCAACAGCUUGAUUUCAGUUAACUACCAUACUGCUGGCUUCUACACCCCGGAUGGUGGGUUCCAGUCCGUGAGACUAAACAUGGAACAAGUAUUCCAGUUAUGGGUAGAUUAUGAUGGAAAAGCUCAGCAACUAAAUGUCACCUUAGGGUUUCCCGGGUCACCUAAACCCAAGUAUCCACUACUAUCCAACACUUUGAAUCUGUCAUCUUUGUUACCAAGUGAGCUCUUUGUUGGGUUUUCCGCAUCAACGAGCACAUUGUCAACCAGGCAUUUCAUUCUUGGCUGGAGCUUCAAAACAAAUGGGGAAGCUUCACAGCUCAACUACUCUGCGUUUGUAGAAGGGUCUGCACCAGCAGGGCCAGGGUUAAGAUUUAAUAUUUCUCAGGAAAUAGUUCCAAAUCCUAAUCACCGAUCACAGAGAGCUCGCACACCCUUGCAUGUGCUUCUACCUGUAGUUACUUUAACUUCAUUGAUCUUGCUUGUUAUGUCUGCUGGCCUUGCUGGGAAUACGAAAGAAUCAGAUUGGGAGAUGAACUGUGGUCCACCUUCUUUCACAUACAAAGAUCUGGUCAGUGCUACUGGUGGGUUCAAAGACAAGAUGCUCCUUGGUAAGGGAGGUUUUGGACGGGUCUACAAAGGAUUCCUCCCUGCCUCUAAGCAGAAUGUUGCAAUCAAGCGGAUCUCCCCUGAGUCGAAGCAAGGGACCAAGGAGUUUGCAUCCGAAGUUACCAUAUUAGGUCAUGUUCGCCACCGGAGUCUUGUUCGUUUACUUGGCUAUUGCAGGCACAAGCAUGAGCUACUCUUGGUGUACGAUUAUAUGCCCAAUGGCAGCCUUGAUAAAUAUCUGCAUGGUCAAGAUAAACCUGCACUAGGUUGGUCUCAGAGAUUUUGCAUCAUCAAAAGUGUUGCAUCUGGACUCUUCUACCUCCAUGAGGAAUGGGAACAUGUGGUCAUCCAUCGAGACAUUAAGUCAAGCAAUGUCCUCCUUGACGAUGCAAUGAAUGGAAGGCUGGGUGAUUUUGGCCUUGCAAGAUUACAUGACCACGGAGUGGAUGCUCACACCACACGCAUAGCAGGAACAUUUGGCUACAUUGCUCCCGAGCUGGCUAGACUUGGCAAAGCAACCAAGGCGGCUGAUGUUUUUGCAUUUGGGGUGUUUAUGAGGGAGGUUACAUGCGGAAGGCGGCCGGUUGAGGUAAAUGCUUGUGGAGAGCCUCAGGUGCUAGCUGACCAUGUGAUCAAUGCAUGGCAAGAUGGCUCAAUCAUGGACUCCAGAGACCCUAGACUGGAAGAUUGUGUAGCGCAGGAGGUAGAGAUGGUUUUAAAGCUAGGACUCCUAUGCUCACACCCAUCACCCAAGGUGAGGCCUGGCACGCGCUUGGUGAUGCGAUACCUGGAAAAUGUUGCAACACUCCCUGAUUUCCCACUUAAUUUCUUCAACGCUGAUCCAGCUAAUGAUGAAGUGUACGAUCAGUUUGUUGCCUCUGUGGCGGCCGCGACAAUCAGUCUUUCUGGUGGAAGAUGACCCUAUUGUUAUGAUCAUAGUUUCUUUUAUGGCUGAUAAUGCAAAACAGCUACAGUUACACAUAGAUGCAGCUAUUGUAUUUUACAUAUAAUAUCAGAUUGUAACUGUAGUAUGAAGCAUAUACAGGCCGGAGUGUAUAUUUGCAUGGUUUAUGUGAAAACUCGUGAGAUAA